AUGUGGGACAUCAUCGGACGACGUCUCCGAGAACGUCAACGCCAGCCAACCAACUUGCCUGAAAUAGGCGCCGCUCUCCUAAAGGAAUCGAACAUGAUCCCCCCCAAAUGUUAUUGGACGUUUAAUCAGGAGCAUGCCACAUCGGAUUCGUGCUUGAUUGCCAAACCGCGGGAAAUCACCAGUGGUGCUAAACGUAUACCUACCAAGGCCACCACUACCGUCUUCACUAAACCCACAAAGGUCACCACUACCAUCCCUACUAAACCAACAAAGGCCACCACUACCAUCCCUACUGAACCCAUAAAGACCACCACUACCAUCCCUACUAAACCAACCAAGGCCACCACUACCAUCCCUACUAAACCCACCCAGGCCACCACUACAAUCCGUAUUAAACCCACCACGACCACCACUACUAAACCCACCCAGGAGACAACUACCAUCGCUACUAAACCCACAACGGCCACCACUACCAUCCCUACUAAACCCAUCAAGACCACCACUACAAUCCGUAUUAAACCCACCACGACCACCACUACUAAACCCACCCAGGAGACAACUACCAUCGCUACUAAACCCACAACGGCCACCACUACCAUCCCUACUAAACCCAUCAAGACCACCACUACAAUCCGUAUUAAACCCACCACGACCACCACUACUAAACCCACCCAGGAGACAACUACCAUCGCUACUAAACCCACAACGGCCACCACUACCAUCCCUACAAAACCCACCCAGGCCACCACUGCCAUCCGUAUUAAACCCACCACGGCCGCCACUACCAUCCCUACUAAGCCCACCACUACCAUCCCUACUAAACCCACCAUGGCCACAACUACCAUCCCAACUAAACCCACUAAGGCCACCACUAUCAUCCCUACUAAACCCACCAUGGCCACAACUACCAUCCCUACUAAACCCACUAAGCCCACCACUACCAUCCCUACUAAACCCACCAUGGCCACAACUACCAUCCCUACUAAACCAACCCAGGCCACUACUACAAUCCGUAUUAAACCCACCACGACCACCACUACUAAACCCACCCAGGAGACAAUUACCAUCGCUACUAAACCCACAAUGGCCACCACAACAAUCCCUACAAAACCAAGCAACGCCACCACUACCAUCCCUACAAAACCCACCCAGGCCACCACUGCCAUCCGUAUUAAACCCACCACGGCCGCCACUACCAUCCCUACUAAGCCGACCACUGCCAUCCCUACUAAACCCACCAUGGCCACAACUACCAUCCCAACUAAACCCACCAAGGCCACCACUACCAUCCCUACUAAACACACCACGACCACAACUACCAUUCCUACUAAACCCACCAAGGCCACCACUACCAUCCCUACUAAACCCACCAAGGCCACCACUACCAUCCCUACUAAACCAACAAAGGCCACCACUACCAUCCCUACUGAACCCAUAAAGACCACCACUACCAUCCCUACUAAACCAACCAAGGCCACCACUACCGUCCCUACUAAACCAACAAAGGCCACCACUACCAUCCCUACUAAACCCAUAAAGACCACCACUACCAUCUCUACUAAACCCACCAAGGCCACCACUACCGUCCCUACUAAACCCACAACGGCCACCACUACCAUCCCUACUAAACCCACCACUACCAUCCCUACUAAACCCACCACUACCAUCCCUACUAAACCAACCAAGGCCACCACUACCAUCCCUACUGAACCCACCAAGGCCACCACUACCAUCCCUACUAAACCAACAAAGGCCACCACUACCGUCCCUACUAAACCAACAAAGGCCACCACUACCAUCCCUACUAAACCCAUAAAGACCACCACUACCAUCUCUACUAAACCCACCAAGGCCACCACUACCGUCCCUACUAAACCCACAACGGCCACCACUACCAUCCCUACUAAACCCACCACUACCAUCCCUACUAAACCCACCAAGGCCACCACUACCAUCCCUACUAAACCAACAAAGGCCACCACUACCAUCCCUACUAAACCCACCAAGGCCACCACUACCAUCCCUACUAAACCCACCACUACCAUCCCUACUAAACCAACAAAGGCCACCACUACCAUCCCUACUGAACCCACCAAGGCCACCACUACCAUCCCUACUAAACCCACCACUACCAUCCCUACUAAACCAACAAAGACCACCACUACCAUCCCUACUAAACCCACCAAGGCCACCACUACCAUCCCUACUAAACCCACCACUACCAUCCCUACUAAACCAACAAAGGCCACCACUACCAUCCCUACUGAACCCAUAAAGACCAUCACUACCAUCCCUACUAAACCAACCAAGGCCACCACUACCGUCCCUACUAAACCCAUCAAGACCACCACUACAAUCCCUACUAAACCCACAACUACCAUCCCAACUAAACCCACCAAGACCACCACUACCAUCCCUAUUAAACCAACCCAGGCCACCACUACAAUCCGUAUUAAACCCACCACGACCACCACUAAUAAACCCACCCAGGAGACAACUACCAUCGCUACUAAACCCACAACAGCCACCACAACCAUCCCUACAAAACCCACCCAGGCCACCACUGCCAUCCGUAUUAAACCCACCACGGCCGCCACUACCAUCCCUACUAAGCCCACCACUGCCAUCCCUACUAAACCCACCAUGGCCACAACUACCAUCCCAACUAAACCCACCAAGGCCACCACUACCAUCCCUACUAAACACACCACUACCAUCCCUACUAAACCCACCAAGGCCACCACUACCAUCCCUACUAAACCAACAAAGGCCACCACUACCAUCCCUACUGAACCCAUAAAGACCACCACUACCAUCCCUACUAAACCAACCAAGGCCACCACUACCGUCCCUACUAAACCAACAAAGGCCACCACUACCAUCCCUACUAAACCCAUAAAGACCACCACUACCAUCUCUACUAAACCCACCAAGGCCACCACUACCAUCCCUACUAAACCCACCACUACCAUCCCUACUAAACCCACCAAGGCCACCACUACCAUCUCUACUAAACCAACAAAGGCCACCACUACCAUCCCUACUAAACCAACAAAGGCCACCACUACCAUCCCUACUAAACCCACCACUACAAUCCCUACUAAACCCACCACAGCCACCAAUAACAUCUCUACUAAAUCCACCACGGUCACCACUACCAUCCCUACUAAACCCAACAAGGCCACCACUACUAUGCCUACUAAACCCACCACGGUAUCCACUACCAUCCCUACCAAACCCACCCAGGAGACAACUACCAUCGCUACUAAACCCACCAAGGCCACCACUACCAUCACUACUAAACCCAUCAAGGUCACAACUACCAUCCCUACUAAAUCUAUCAAGGCCACGGUAUCCACUACCAUCGCUACCAAACCCACCCAGGAGACAACUACCAUCGCUACUAAACCCACCAAGGCCACCACUACCAUCACUACUAAACCCAUCAAGGUCACAACUACCAUCCCUACUAAAUCUAUCAAGGCCACGGCUAUAUUUGUUCUUUCUUCCAACUUGAAGAGGGCUGUCAGGACAGCAACUCUAUGCUUGUUGAGAAUCACCUUGAUCUCAGAUGUGGCGUGUGAUGGAUUAACAUCGACUGCAAAGUAUCUGAUUGGUAUCAUAUUGCCCAUAGUGCUCGAAACAUGCGGAAGAGGAACCGCUGCAAUGCAGUCGAAUACUUCGGUUAUUGCUGUUUGCGUUCUCGUGCUGUUGCAGCUAGUUGGAAAUGCCAACCCAACAAUCUUGAGGGCCAGAGACAGCAUGCGUAAGGAUGAAGCUCAGUUUGAUGCUGCACGGCUUCAGGAUGAACUAGGUGAAACCCCUGUAAACGUAUAUGAUGCCACACCAAGAAGCUGCAGAUUAAGCUCAACAAGCUCCGACAGACGCGAUGAACUAGGUGAAACCCCUGUAAACGUAUAUGAUGCCACACCAAGAAGCUGCAGAUUAAGCUCAACAAGCUCCGACAGACGCGAUGAACUAGGUGAAACCCCUGUACACGUAUAUGAUGCCACACCAAGAAGCUGCAGAUUAAGCUCAACAAGCUCCGACAGACGCGAUGAACUAGGUGAAACCCCUGUAAACGUAUAUGAUGCCACACCAAGAAGCUGCAGAUUAAGCUCAACAAGCUCCGACAGACGCGAUGAACUAGGUGAAACCCCUGUAAACGUAUAUGAUGCCACACCAAGAAGCUGCAGAUUAAGCUCAACAAGCUCCGACAGACGCGAUGGCAUCAAGUUCAUUCCUGGGCGGCCGCCAGAUCACCGGUCGGUUUCCGGCAGGCCGCCGGGCGGGGCCCUAGCGACUUAUCUUCGGGAUUGCCACGACCUAAAAUCGCGCUUGGAAAAUCACAGAUUUGGGAGUCAGGUUUUCACGCCCGUGUGGUUCGGGCGACCCCUAAAAAUCGCAGCGGAGCCCGUAGAAAUCCGGCAGCGAAAAUGCCCUUUUUGGCCUGUUUUAGGAGUCGCGCGGACGCCGCGACCGAUAUGUGAGGGCCGCUUUAAACGGAUCAGCGACGGAUCUGAGACGUUUUUACAGAUUUUAUGA
Molecule: messenger RNA, 4545 nt
Organism: Gigantopelta aegis
Lineage: Eukaryota; Metazoa; Mollusca; Gastropoda; Neomphalida; Peltospiridae
Product: mucin-2-like
Exons: 7
Coding region: 1-4545 (1514 amino acids)
Source: RefSeq, a predicted model, not a curated record